Molecule: messenger RNA, 1988 nt
Organism: Hypoxylon trugodes
Lineage: Eukaryota; Fungi; Ascomycota; Sordariomycetes; Xylariales; Hypoxylaceae
Exons: 3
Coding region: 1-1518 (505 amino acids)
Source: RefSeq, a predicted model, not a curated record
AUGGGAAUAAACACGGACGAGAAGAGUGAGACUCGCGGGCGGGGGAGGCCAUCCGAAAGGAAGACGGGCUCUCAUUCAUCGCUCAGCUCCAAACCCGAUAAGUUUGGUAGGGAAUCCCCCAAUAGCAUGAUACCUAGGUCGAAUGGCGAACCAAGGCCUCUCAAUCAGAAGAGAGCGCUUAGCCGGCAGAGACAAAAUUUGGGCGAAGAUGGCGGAUUGAAAUCUCGGCCAAGCACGUCUUCUUCUACCCAUAAUAAGACGGCAUCGAUAGAAAAAGCGAGAGCGGAUAAGGCCCAGCUAAUGUCGAAGGCUUCGCUGGAGAAAGCACGAACAGAAACCCCGGAUGUGAAGCAUGAACCAGAUAACGCCAAAGCAUCCAACACGCCGGGGCGAAGGGCGGAAGAAGGCAGCAAUGCCAGGAAACAAUCCUUCAUGCAGAAUGUUACGACUAGGGAGAGAGAAACGACGCGACUAAAAUCACGAAGGUACUAUAGGUCGCUGUCUGCUUCUCCUCCUAAAGUUCGUAUGAAUCCAGGAUACUCCGAACCCACUGAAUCUGACGACGGGCGUGGGUGGAAAGAGACUCAAGCGCAAGCUGAAACCAUCGCAAGACUACAGGCGGAACUACUCCAGAAAGAGGAGGAAAUCGGUAACCUGCAACAACAAUUGAAAGAAGCCGACGAGGAUCUGCAAAGUCUCAAAAUCGACAAGAAAUAUCAUAUCAGUGAUGAUCAGCUCCGAAGAGAAUGGAACGCCUUGAAGUAUAAGAUCCAGACACAUACAAAUCAACGCUUCAUAUCAAAACCAGCCACAUGGCCAUCGAAUUUAGUCGAAGGCCUAACAGAUAAAGCAGCUGAGUUUAUGACAAAUUCGGUGACCAGAAGAAAGCUGUUUGAAGCCGUGAUUUGGAGAUUCCUCGUCGAGAAUGUCUUCUCGCUCGAUGGCCUUGUUUGGGCAGGAUCCUCACAUGAGCAUUUGAAAGCAUUGUCGCACAUGUUUGUCGAGCACGUUAAUGAGAAUGCAUUGUCGCGGGAAGAGUACAAUUCUUGGAGAGCGAAGUCUGCAGUGAUGCUUUCUCAUACAUUCCGCCACUCGUCUCUUCCAACAGUAGAAUACGCACGAUGUCGUAUGGAUGACCUAACGUUGGAGUUGGAAAAUAUGUUGCGGCCGUACCAAAAUUCUGGGUACGAUAUGGAUGCACGUCCGCACACAGGGGAGAUCAUCGGGGGCGCCAUCGAAAUCGAUAUCUGCCUAAGACAAUCGCGGGCAGAAUAUUUAGUGUUCAUGUAUCAUCCCAUCGAAGCUCAUGACUUUAGUAGGGUAUCUGAAGUCGACACGUAUGGCUUCGAAUUCAACGACCUUCACAUGGAACGUGAAGAUGGGGGAAGGAGUACAGGGGCGAAUAGCCCUCGAGUUCAUCUCGUGGUAUCCCCUGUAGUAUUGAAAAGAGGAAACGCGGAGGGUGACCGAUAUGACCAACAAACUGUCAUCUCAAAAAGGGGAGUGCUUUGUAAAUAAUAUCUAGGUUACUAAGGGAGCUUUGAUACCGUCAGUGACUUCGGUUUAUCCCUCUGUCUUGAAGCUCGCCUCGCUUAUGGGAGUCGAUUGGAAAACCACGGCAACGAAGCUGUGAUCGAUGCGUCAGGCUUCCGGCCCUAAGUAAAGACGGUGGACCCAACUCGUCAAGAAUGGAUCCCAACAGAGUGAUUACCACGCGGACAUAUCAUCGUGGAAAGAGUUCUAGACUCCAAAGGCCCUCGGCCUCCGGAGACAAGGGAGAAGAGUUAACUCGAAACGACAUAUUCUCUCGCGACCGAAAGGCAUGUGAUUCGAUCGGAAGACGAGAGGAGCCGACCAAAGGCCCCGAAUAUAAGGGUUCCGGGGUGUGUUUUCGUGGUAGAGAGAGGCUGUGAUCUAGACCGACCAAUUGUGCUCGUAUACCUGUGUGGAGUUAUACUGGGUCUGUUACGAAAGCGUCAACGAGCCCC